AUGCCUUUUCCUUGCCCAGACCUACACGACUCCCUAUUCCUCGCCACCAUAUUCAUCCUCUCUAUUUCCUUCUUCAUGCUGCUGCAUAUCCGUGUCCACGACACUAAUAGCCUCAAAUACCUUCACAAGGAUCACAAGGGUCCACGUUGGGAGCUCGAAGACCAACGCCGCUGGAUGGAAGGCCUGCUUACUUCGACUCUAAACAGGGCACGGAUGGACCCCGGGCUUUGGGGUCUCUUUAUCGAUGAGCUAGAUAGAGGUUUUAAGAUUAUAGAGGAAGAGUUGACGGCUUUGAAGUUUGUGUAUGAAGAGAUAAAGGGGCACGGGAAAAAGAGUCAUUAUGGGCCUUGUGAUGAAAUAGCUUUUUGGAAUUGGUCGAUUAAGAAUUUGCCGUGGAUUCUAGGGUAUCCAGACUUCAAUGAGGAGGAAGAGACAGGGUUUCUGCAUAGGCAAAGAGAGUGGCAACAGGGUUUGCGAGGAGGGUCUGGGACGCCGGACCUCGGUGAUGGGGAUGAUAGCAUAGGAAAAGAACACGAUGAUGAGUUGCAAGAAGAGGCAAAUAGAAAAGAAAAAGGAAAGGGCAAAGCUGCGGACGCGGAACAAGAGAAUGAAGGAAACUCGAUGGAGGAGCAGCCAGAAGAGCCUACUCCGCAGGGCCUCAACCCGUUCCAAGCUACUCCAAUGUAUGGCCUCGAUGGACCAACGCUAUUCGGAGACAAUGAUCUACGCUACCGAUGCCACGAUGACCCCAUCACCCCGCCUUCGUUUCGCGAUGGACAUCCUCCCCGCCGCUAUCGCCUUCCCGGCCACUUUAAUCUAUACACUUCAACUGCAUUCGCUCGUUGCGGCUUUAUGGGCGGUUAUCCAAGCGAUCCACGACCGCCAAAUGACCGCCAGACUGGAUAUAUACAAUCAACCUGGCGAGAGGACCCGCGUCCUGAGUCUGCUCCAUUUGCACCAACAGGCUCUGCGCCGUCUGCACUUUCAGGAGCGUUCCAUGAUGAGGGAAAUGGGAGACAGGAGAGUAGUCGACCCUCACAUGAUUCUCCUCCAGAAUUCAAAGAGUCCUUGGAUAAGGGGAGUGGUAAUUCCGCUGGUAGCGUGCAUUCUAGCCCCCGUAAGCAGCUAUUGCCUUCACGAAAUGAUAGUAAUAGAGUCUCUAGAGGUCCUCGUGGGUGCAAUUCCGGAUCUGAUCCCCGAUCUUUUAGCCAGCAAGGUCAUAACAACCCCAGACCGCCAUGGAAUGGAUUUGAAGGGGAUGGUUACUCCCGGUCUAUGCCAGCGGUACGACCGGAUCCCCUAGAGAGCGCUAGUACUCAUGAGAACUCUCCCGGCAAUAGACGGUUGUACCAGAACGCCAAUUACCGGCUACAAAAUCACCCCUGCUUCAGAAAUCAACCCUCAGAGUGCCCUGAACUAAUGCGAUUGAUACACUUUGGUGAGCUUUUGUUCCCAGCGUCGGGUAGCGAGAAAUUUUUCACGGAAAGAAACAUAGCGCCUGUAGUAGUGCUAGCUGAACAAGGCCCAUGUCGAGCACCAUGCCAACCUCCGUUUAAAGCUUCUAACGAAUGUCUAGCAGAAGAGCCAGAAGGCGAGCAUACAGACCGAAACAGAUACAAAACAAUCUACACCUUAGAGGAAGUAAACGCACAACCAGAAGACGGCAUAGAAUUCCUCAACGCGUGCGAUGCGGCCGAGGAACGCCGAACUGAAGUGGAGGAAGGUAGGAUAACUAGGUACUCGGUGCCAAAUCCUAACAUCGUGGUUUCGGGGCCACCGAAUCUUAGAGAGGGAUAUGUUGAAUAUUUGAGUGAAAGCCAGAAAACCAUUUUCCUUCAUCCCUUGCUUCGUAUUCCACUAGUCGAACCAUGCCAGUCUGAAAGGGGCGAGAGCUCGGGGAGGGUAAGCAGGGAACUUCAAACAAGAGUACAGAAAGAAGGGAAGCGUCUGUAUCCCCUAGGCGUCCAUGGCGAGAAAUGA
Lindgomyces ingoldianus is the source of this 1980-nucleotide messenger RNA. RefSeq lists its product as uncharacterized. Lineage: Eukaryota; Fungi; Ascomycota; Dothideomycetes; Pleosporales; Lindgomycetaceae. The transcript has a single exon. Bases 1 to 1980 code for a protein of 659 amino acids. The record is from RefSeq and is a predicted model, not a curated record.